ACCGUGCAUCGUGGCCCAGGCCGAGGCGGCGACUAGCUCGCAGAGAGCGGGGCUGUCCGCCGACUCGCGAUACUGACGCUGGGUCCCAGGGAGCCUGGGUCGUGCCCGGUGCCUGGUGUCCAGCUUUCUGACCUUACCGCUGGGCGAACAGCUGCGCGUCCCGGAGGGCGCUCUGGAAGUGGGGGUUCCUGGAAGAGAGGGGCCCAGGAAGUAUCCACAGGCUGCCUUUGCUUGCCAGGCACAUCCCGUGCACAGCUUAGAGCGCGUAUGUAAAGGAGGAAGCUGGGUGGAGAGGCUGUGGGACGUGCUGAAGGUCAUCCAGCCCCGAGCGCAAGCCACCCGACGCGGCGGAGACCAGACGUGUAUCCCCGGGAGGAUCUUUUCAGCAGCUGGACAGGAGCAUCAGGCCCAUGCUGCUGCUGAUUUGGGCACCCAAGGCUUGGCACAGGCUCUCUCCUCUCAAGCCCCCAGCGCUCCUUUGGACCCCGGGAGGUGAGGCCCGACAUGUGAGGUACCGGCUCCUGUCAAGGCAGGGCCCUGGAGAGAGGGGCAGGCAGACCCAGCCCCAGGGCCCUGGGUUUCGGACCAGGCUGUUGAUCACUGGUUUGUUUGGGGCUGGAUUGGGCGGGGCCUGGCUGGCUGCAAGGGCUGAGAAGGAGCGGAGGCGACAGCAACAGCGGACCGAGGCCCUGCGCCAGGCAGCUGUGGGCCAGGGUGACUUCAGCCUGCUGGACCACCGGGGACAAGCGCGCUGCAAAGCUGACUUCCGGGGUCAGUGGGUCCUGAUGUACUUUGGGUUCACUCACUGCCCCGACAUCUGCCCCGACGAGCUGGAGAAGCUGGUGCAGGUGGUACAGGAGCUGGAGGCCGAGCCCGGCCUGCCCCCGGUGCAGCCCGUCUUCAUCACUGUGGACCCCGAACGGGACACCGUUGCAGCCAUGGCCCGCUACGUACAGGACUUCCACCCACGGCUGCUGGGCCUGACCGGUUCUGCUGAGCAGGUAGCCCAGGUGAGCCGCAGCUACCGCGUGUACUACAGCGCUGGCCCUAAGGAUGAGGACCAGGAUUACGUCGUGGAUCACUCCGUUGCCAUCUACCUGCUCAGCCCUGACGGCCUCUUCACAGACUACUACGGCCGGGCCAGGUCAGCACAGCAGAUUGCGGACAGCGUGAGGCGCCACAUGGCUGCCUUCCGCAGCGUCCUGCACUGAGUCGGGUCAUUAAAGAGGGUGUGAUGGA
Messenger RNA from Ailuropoda melanoleuca (giant panda), 1239 nucleotides. RefSeq names its product synthesis of cytochrome C oxidase 2 (gene SCO2). The coding region runs from base 411 to 1211 and encodes 266 amino acids. Gene Ontology annotation, molecular function: copper ion binding; copper chaperone activity. Gene Ontology annotation, biological process: intracellular copper ion homeostasis; mitochondrial respiratory chain complex IV assembly. NCBI's taxonomy places the organism in Eukaryota, Metazoa, Chordata, Mammalia, Carnivora, Ursidae. Gene Ontology annotation, cellular component: mitochondrial inner membrane. The record is from RefSeq and is a predicted model, not a curated record. The transcript has 2 exons.